AUGUCACUAUUCUCAUCUUUUACAACAAAAUAUCGGUUUCAUUUGGCCUCCUCAUCUACUGUGAGUGCUGCGGGUCUGCUCUACGCCCUGUCACAGGGUACGCGUCGUCAAUCGACAUCUGCGGGCAGCUCCAAGUUCAUAUUGCGCGAGCCGCCCCGCACGGCCCCUCGACAAGUGCCGACGCCCCUAGCUUUUGUGUCGGCAUCUACUUGGGACAAAGAGUCUGAUCGCGGGAUGACAGCGCUCUCGUCCAUGUUCGCUGAAAAGGGGUUCAUGUGCAUGGAGAUUGACCUGUCGUCCCCGCGCCAAGAUGGGACUCAGCGCUCCUCGACGGAGUUGAUGGCGCACUUCGAGAAAGAGCUCGCAUCCCAUCUGCGCUUCGGGACCGUCGCCCCUGGCCCCUUUCCCCCCAUUAUCUUCUCUCGCUCGCACGGUGCACUCAUCACCCAAACCUACAUCUCCUCUCACCCCGCCUCGGGUCUCAUCCUCAUGUCACCUCCACCUUCCAAUGCCUCGGCCGAAGGCAGUCUGCUCCCAACGCCGUUAAAGGAGUUUGAUUACGAAGUCAAGUUCCCUGUGGCUGUCGUUGGGACGAAAGGAGAGUUGGAACGGAUCAAGACGGUGGGGAGGUUAGGCAGUGACGCUGUUGACAUUAUAGAGGUCGAGUCUCUCGAUGGUCAAGAGGCAUUUGUGAAAAUAGAUACUUUGUUGGACGACUGGGGGGUUUAG
Molecule: messenger RNA, 729 nt
Organism: Heterobasidion irregulare TC 32-1
Lineage: Eukaryota; Fungi; Basidiomycota; Agaricomycetes; Russulales; Bondarzewiaceae
Exons: 3
Coding region: 1-729 (242 amino acids)
Source: RefSeq, a predicted model, not a curated record